Messenger RNA from Chenopodium quinoa (quinoa), 980 nucleotides. RefSeq lists its product as uncharacterized. NCBI's taxonomy places the organism in Eukaryota, Viridiplantae, Streptophyta, Magnoliopsida, Caryophyllales, Amaranthaceae. The coding region runs from base 392 to 748 and encodes 118 amino acids. The record is from RefSeq and is a predicted model, not a curated record. The transcript is spliced from 2 exons.
ACCAGUCACCAAAGUUUAUAAGCACUCUCAUUUUUUUUAUCCCAAUGGUUGCCCAAGAAAGUUUGGUCAUGAAAGUUUGGUUGACCAAAGUGUCGUAUUUUCUUAUUUCUCCUCACCCUUUUUCACGUGAACUGUUAUUCGUCGUUCGCAAAUUACAGGAUGACGCUCCCAUUUUUAUGUGUAUUGAUUAUUUUGCCCUUGAUUGUUUUAAUUCCAUAUAAGGCUCCACCAUGACUCACUUUAGCUAGUAAAAAGUUUAAUAUUAUUCCCGACCCCCCACUUGUCUUUAAAAAAUCCCGACCCACCAAAAAACCCGAGACCACCAUUGUACGGUAAUUCCGACCAAUUUUUAAAAAAUCCCGAGUGUGGUAGUUGGGGCCCACUAUUCACGAUGAGCGACGACAACUUUAAUACGCCGGAGCAGUCGUCGGAAGAAUCUGAUUCGGAGGAUGAAGAAGGCGGUGACGGGGUGGAUUAUAGUACAAAUUUCGUGACUGACGAGGUUUUUCGAACGUUUGAUGAAGCAGUUAGUUGGGCGGAUGCUGUUGCAAUAAAUCUGGGAUUUAUUUUGGUGAAAUCGUCUUUCAACAGACAGAGGGAUGGUCGACCAUAUCGAUAUUUAAGAUGUGAUCGAGGACGCAGGAGUAAGCCGAGAGAUCUUGAGAACGCAAUAAGGAAGGACACGAAAACCAAAGCCAAUGGUUGUCCUUUCUACAUCAAGAUAUCUUACAAUUUUGUUGACGACUAAUGGUUUAUCACGGCGAAAAAUGAUGUAACUGGGACCCACAACCAUCCAAUGAUUGCGUAUCCAGAGGGGCAUCGUAAAAUAAGCGGGUUAAGCCCGGAAGCGAAGCAGGUUGUGUGUAACAUGACCAAGUCUAAGGUAGCACCGCGUAACAUCAUGGCGACUAUUGCCGAGCAAUUUCCUCAGGAUCAUCUAAACAUCAGACACAUCUACAACUGCCGAAAUGACUUCAGAA